AUGGGCCGAGCCCCUGCAUGGGGGCUCGACAUGACGGACCCUCCACUGAAUGAAAGCACUGACGUGCAGGACACCGCGCAGCUGCUCAUUCUUACUCGUGGAGUUAGUGCAAACUUUGAGAUGCGCGAGGAGCUGGCAGCCCUCCAAAGUCUCAAAGGGACUAAGACGGGGGAGGAUAUUUUCGGCAAAGUGUACCAAACCAUGGAAGAGUUUGAUCUGAACUGGUCAAAGCUGGCCAGCAUCACAACUGAUGGGGCUCCUAGUAUGGUGGGUAUGUCUCGGGGUCUAAUAGGACUCAUGAACCGGGAGACGGAAGAACGAGCAUGCACUGUCUGCAAAGUGUUGACGUGGGAUUCUGUUAUGAAGGUUGUGGUGUCAUGCAUAAACUUCAUCAGAGCAAAGGGAGUUAAACACAGGCAGUUCCAAGAAUUCCUGUCUGAACUGGAAUCUGCACACGGAGAUAUGCUGUACUACACAGAGGUCCGAUGGUUGAGCCGGGGCAGAGUUUUGAGGCGUUUAUACGAGCUGCUACCUGAAAGUAACUCAUUUCUUCAUUCACAAAACAAAACGGUGCCAGAGCUGAUCGACCCAGAAUGGAAAUGGCACCUCGCAUAUUUAACAGACAUGGCAGAAAUGCUGAACAGCUUUAACUUGCAGCUACAAGGCCAGGGGAAACUCAUUUGCGACAUGUAUUCCCGCAUAAAAGCAUUUGAGGUGAAACUAGAGCUGCUUUUGGGACAAGUGAAAAAGCACAGCCUCUCUGCAGAGAACCCAGUGGUCCCGUUUCCAGCUGAAAAGUGUGUGGAAGCACUGGAAAUGCUGAAGGCGGAGUUCGGUGUGCGAUUCCGUGAACUACAUGUUUAUGCAAAAGAAAUCCGUCUUUUCCAGAACCUCUUUGUUGCCGACAUUGAUAAAGCCCAGCCUUCUUAUCAGUUUGAGUUGGCCGAGUUACAGAACUGUGAUGUUUUGAAAGAUGCGUUCAAGCCCAACAGUCUCAUUGACUUCUAUGCCGCCCUCCCAAACGACACAUACCCUAACAUCAGAAAACACGCAAUGAAGAUGUCCACACUUUUUGGCAGCACGUAUAUCUGCGAGCAAACCUUUUCACACAUGAAACUGCUGAAAACUCCAGUGAGAUCAAGAUUGACAGAUGCAUCAGUGUUUGAGACUGGCAGUGACUAG
Molecule: messenger RNA, 1182 nt
Organism: Penaeus monodon (black tiger shrimp)
Lineage: Eukaryota; Metazoa; Arthropoda; Malacostraca; Decapoda; Penaeidae
Product: general transcription factor II-I repeat domain-containing protein 2B-like
Exons: 3
Coding region: 1-1182 (393 amino acids)
Source: RefSeq, a predicted model, not a curated record